This is a messenger RNA of Bombus pyrosoma, 21093 nucleotides long. Its product is annotated as myeloid zinc finger 1-like. Gene Ontology annotation, cellular component: nucleus. Gene Ontology annotation, biological process: negative regulation of transcription by RNA polymerase II. Gene Ontology annotation, molecular function: RNA polymerase II cis-regulatory region sequence-specific DNA binding; DNA-binding transcription repressor activity, RNA polymerase II-specific. The transcript is spliced from 5 exons. The record is from RefSeq and is a predicted model, not a curated record. The coding region runs from base 2401 to 4551 and encodes 716 amino acids. Lineage: Eukaryota; Metazoa; Arthropoda; Insecta; Hymenoptera; Apidae.
CUCACUGCAACACGCUUGCACGAUCUACACCUACACGUACCUCUACGCCCGCGUACACCAUCAUACACGCGUUUUCCAUCUCUGUCUGAACCUCGCGCCAACUCGCUGUCCUCUCCCUCCUGAUCCCACCGACUCCCCCAUGCAAUGUAUACACACGCGUGCACACACGAAACAUCGCGGCGUGUACACACGGGACAAAGACAGAGACUACCGUGCCGGCACCUACUAACGGAUAAGUGCUCUUCCAACACCGAUUAAAACACGCCGCCGGCUAGACACGUGCCCGCUUCUAAACUCGUGUGUGCUCCUAUAGUAAUAGUACCGGGAUAGCUGAGGUCGAGGGAGAACGAACGAGAGUUAGCGCGCUGCCGAACGGUCCACGUUUCCCCGGUGUGCGAAAACCGCGUCGACGUUGGUCAUCUUCGUGGAGAACAGUGUUCCGAAAACGAAAAAGAAAAGAGAAAAAUACGAACGGUAUUAGAACACGAAAGGGAUGGCACAGUCGGGGAAUCGUGAAGAAACCUCGGCGAACGGUACGAUCUCUUCCGAAGAAAAAAGAGAAAAAGAUAAAAGGAAGAAUAGAAUGGAGAAACCGGGGGGAGGGGAAAUUAAAAAAAGAAAAGAAAAAAGGAAAGAAACGGGAGAACCGUGAAGAAUCUCGGUAUCCGUCGGUGUGAUCGUGUCCGCUUGGACGAUUUGCAAAACCCGAGAAAGGAAAAAGUGUGUGAGAGAAAGAGUACGAGGAGAGAAGGGGGAGGGGGGAAAUCGGGAGGAAGAGCAAGCGAGAGGCGUAGGGAAGUUGGUAGGGAGAUAGAGACGGAAAGAAAGAGACGAAACGUGUACGAGCGAAAGAGUUAGAGAUCGUGGCAUAAGAGCGAGCGAGGAAGAGAGAGCGUGCUGAUCCGCAAAAUACGGUCUCGUUACACUAUCGUCGGUGUUGGGUCAUCUAAUCGCCUCUGAAAUUAUCGUCUCGCCAGUACAGAGUGACGAAACACGCUCUCUCCGGGAGCAAUCAGUUUUCGAGGGUACUGGUUUCGUGGUGCUUGGACGAUCUCGAGCCGCGCGGCGCAGAGUCCUUCGGAUGCUGAUCGUUCUGAUCGUGGUUUGUUACCGAGAGUCCGUGUUCCGUUUCGUUUUCGUGUGUCACGUUGAUCGUCGCCCCCUUGGUGUAUACACGCACACACACACACACACACACAUACACACAUAUAUACAUACAUACACCCACACACACACACACAUAUACACGCGGACUCGUUGUCUGGUCCGACCGAUCGCUACCGGGCCUGGUCAAGGUGAACAUUGCUGACGGGAGGAGAGAAAUUGCGCGAUGAUCGCGGUGCUCGUGACCGAGAGAGAACGGCCCUCGUGAGAUCUCAGCCAGCGAUGAUCGUACGAGAUUCGCGACCGUGGUGCCCGUGAGACGGUUCCGAACGUCUCAUUCUACUUAAACGUUCUCUCUUGCGUUUUCUUGUGUAUACGCGGUAGAGUCGCAAUGUUUAACGUGAUCGAAUGCCGGUCGACGUCGAUAUGUUUGGCCGUGCGGGUGUUUGGAUCGGUUCGUUUGCAUCGACUGCGCGAUACGUGAACGAAAUCAGUGAUCAGUUGUUCAUCGAACGCCGCCGGUCGAUCGUGUGCCAGCGAACAACGCUCGUGGAAAUGGACGAUCCUCGUAGUACGUUGAGAAAGAGAGUUCUGUUUCAUCGCGGUUGUUCGAGUGUUCUUGUCGCUGUUCGAUUGAACGACGCCGACGACGAGGAAGCGCGCUCCACGUCGUUUGAAUAUCGUGUUGCGCUUACGCUACCUCGGGUCUCGUGUUCGCGUUAAAUGUCCAACCGGGAGUUUCCAGCUUGUAUUUCGUAGCGAUGAACGUUUCGAAGCGAGGUAUUGUACUCGGUGAUCUCGUGGAUCGUUUCGUCUUUAGGAUAUACGCGCGAAGUUUCGUACCGCCUAAAAUCCGACUUUCGCGCGAAGAUACUUGCUCCAGCGAGUAUUAAUCGUCUACCUAACUCCGCCGUUGUCGAUCGUUGGACAUUUAAUGUUUUCGAGCAGACGAGGAUAGUGCGUGGUGCAUCUGACUGCAAGGAGUCUCGAAACAACCUUCUCGAUAAAACCUUCUCGUGACCGGUAAUUCUCUUCGUUCGCUCCCUCCAUUCGAUCUAUGAAGCGUCGAAUUGUAAUCUAGUUUCGCGAAAAAAAAAUACAACGAAGAGGCAGAGAAAAAAAAUACGAACGAACGAAGAGAGAGAGAGAGAGAGAGAGAGAGAAAGAAAAGGUUUAUCGCGAUAUUCCUCUUUGGCGUCGUCAUCGAAACAGGAUCAUUUUCGCCGGUUGACAUGACGAGGAUAUCGCCAUCGCUCCGCUAACCCGGCUCCCCGACUUGGACCAGCAGGACUACACAUGAUCGGUCUGUGGAACUUUGCUUAUUUCAGAGAUACUGGCGCGCCCUACGUAUUAUACAAGGACAACAUGGAGAGACCCCAGGGGCAAUGGGGCCCCGGGCCGGGAUCUCUCCAGGACGGGGGACUGUACCCGCAGCAACAGCAACAACAGCAACAGCAGGGCUCCUCCUCGUCCGGCAGUCCACAGCAGGCCUGUGGUCCUCCUGUCGAGGGAGAAAGCGGUCCCCCGCCUUCGUUGGCCUCUCCCGUGCCCUCACCGUACCCCUCGGCACCGCCUGAGCCUCAAGCCUUAACCCCACCUGACGACGAUAUACAAUCGAAUCAAGCCACCUCUCAGCAGCAACAACAACAACAGCAACAACAACAACAACAACAGACGCAACAGCAAGUUCAGCAGCAGCAGCAGCAACAACAACAACAGCAAGUUCAACAGCAACAGCAGCAACAACAACAACAGCAGACGCAACAGCAGGAUCACUCGCCUCAACAGCAACUAACGCCUCACGAGGUGGAUCGCAGCGAUUGCUUCCCCGGCGCUGGAGAGUUGCAGCAAUAUCCACAGCACUAUUUCAAGGAUGCCAGGCCGCAUCCGUCGCCGUCGGUACCCCCGCACAUGCUCACCCCCGGUGGCUUCUCCGCGUUACACUAUCUCAAGCAACCAGGCGUCAUGCUGACGUCCCUCGGCCAGGGUGACGGCGGACCCAGUUUGGAUGCUCACCAAUACGCAAGUCCCGGGGCGCCGAACAUGGCGACUGGGUUGCCGGAUAUCGUGCAACAGAGCGGCAAGUCCGGGAAAGGGGCGAACAGCGAUCUACGUUUGUUCAAGUGUCUGACGUGCGGGAAAGAUUUUAAGCAGAAGUCGACGCUGCUUCAACACGAGCGGAUCCAUACGGACAGUCGGCCAUACGGGUGUCCAGAAUGCGGGAAGCGGUUCAGGCAACAAUCGCAUCUAACGCAGCACCUGCGCAUACACGCGAACGAGAAGCCGUAUGCUUGCGUGUACUGCGAGCGUACGUUCCGGCAGCGUGCGAUCCUCAACCAGCAUCUGCGCAUCCACUCGGGUGAGAAGCCAUACCAAUGUCCGGAGUGCGGAAAACACUUCCGUCAGAAGGCGAUCCUGAAUCAGCACGUCCGCACACACCAAGACGUGAGUCCGCAUCUGAUCUUCAAGAAUGGAAUGACGCCAACACUCUGGCCGCAGGAUGUUCCAUUUCCACCGGAGGAGGGCAAGGAGGAGGUGGCAUCGACGUUCGGCGACACGGACACACAGUCGGGCGCGUUCAGUCCGGCGCCGGACGCGAAUUCCAUCCAGUAUCCCGCUUACUUCAAGGACCCGAAGGGCGGGAAUCACGCGGUUUUCGGUGCCGGCGGCGCAGGUAGCUUCGGUGCUCUGCAGUAUAUCAAGCAACAGGGCGGUAGUAAGAGCUGUUUACCGGACGUGAUACAGCAUGGUCGCUCCGCGGGGAUGCCGUUGUACGUGCGAUGUCCGAUCUGUCAAAAGGAAUUCAAGCAAAAAUCGACGCUGCUGCAGCACGGCUGCAUACACAUCGAAUCGCGACCGUAUCCUUGCCCGGAGUGCGGCAAAAGGUUCAGGCAACAAUCGCACUUGACCCAACACCUUCGCAUUCACACGAACGAAAAGCCGUACGGCUGUGUUUAUUGCGGCCGCAACUUCCGUCAACGUACCAUCUUGAAUCAACAUUUGCGCAUUCAUACCGGCGAGAAGCCGUACAAGUGUCAACAGUGCGGCAAAGAUUUCCGUCAGAAGGCGAUACUGGAUCAGCACACGCGCACCCAUCAGGGUGACCGGCCGUUUUGCUGUCCGAUGCCAAACUGCAGGCGGCGUUUCGCCACCGAGCCAGAGGUGAAGAAGCACAUCGACAACCAUAUGAAUCCGCACGCGGCCAAGGUGCGUAGGAACUCGAGCAGCGACUCGAAACCACCCGGUACACCGGCUGGUUUAGGCCCUGUCCCUGUACCUAGAGGUCUUACGCCGACGGUGGUGAAGCCGGAGCUCUAUUUCCCGCAAUGUUACGCGCCCGCGUUCAAUCAUCAGCCGCCAGUGUCGACGGCGCAGUUCCCGGCCCAGGCGAACGGGGUAUCCGUUGCCGGCGAAUUCAAACCACCGACCGGUCUGCCGCCGCAGUGACUAACCGUCCAUCCUGCCGCCUACUAGCAAGCAGGAAUACCGCUGAGAUUUCAGCGAUGCUUCGGUCACGCGUUACAAACCGACGCCGUCGCCGCCGCAGCCGCCGCUUCAACGACGUCGAGUGCCGCGUCGCACCGAUGCAGCCAGCCGAUCCAGCAACACUACCCGUGACAUUUAUCGUGCAUUUACUAGGCUCUUUCUUUUCGUUUCGCAGUUCGCUUACUUUCCUCGUUCCAUUGCUUCGCACAGCCUCGGAACGCGUCGCCAGCUAGUCCUCAGCUCGACGGUGAUCGACACCGCGACUCGUUCUUAGCUCUUCGAUCUAUCGUCUCUCUUCGUUUCUGUAGUACGAUUUCGAGUCGAGAAACGGACUGUCCGCGUGUGUGUAUACGUGUGCGCGUACGUUUCGGUACAACACGUUCGCGUACGUCGAUCGUUGAACGCGUUUACUCUUAUUACCAAUAGACUGUAUCCUCGUCCGACUAGUGUGGUCCGUUUCUACUUGUGCGGUCCCAACCUGCUAUCCUUCGUUACGCGAACCAAUCGUAAGUAAUCGCGAAGCUCGCCAGCAACCACAACCUCACACAAUGGCAACUUGUUCUUCUUUUCGAUCACUGAUCAUCGUUACCUGACGAAUAUACCGCGAUUCACCGGAAGCAACCGACCGAGACCGUGCAUCUACCACUGAUGUUCUACGCGAUUGCGUUCUAAACGCAAGAUGGAAAUAAGAGUAAGGGACUGUGUUAACUGACACGAACCGAGUCACGAACGAACGAGCUACGCGAUUAUAGAAAGGAGUUCGCGGAGAUACGGAGGUUUGGAUCGUGCAGGAAGGCGAGAGUCGUUGUGUCGUUCAUCGUCGAGCUGAUCACUGGCGCCAGAAAAAUGGUGACUCAACCAACGAAGAAUCUCGUCUAUUCCUCCCCCCCCCCCAUACGUAUUUUUUAUAUAUUAAUGAAUUAACGACGUACCUUCUCGCGUUUUUUUCGUCGAUAAGCGAAUAGCUCGAGAGAGUUCGGUGGUUCCGCGCGCAGGCAGGCAGGCCGUCCGAGGUGUCGUUCGUCACACCGCUCACACACACACAAACACAAACACACACAAACACACGCAUACACAGACACAGAGGCAGACAGACACACAAGCAACAAGUAUACGUAAAGCGAAACUCGUAAUCGAGACGUGUUUCGGCUAACACGCACGGGUUUGAGGAUGUUCGAUUCGACGACCAGAUUAGAAGCAAACAAAACAAAAAAAAAAUUGAUAACGAUUGUGAUACGAUAUCUAACUUGCCUAUGUUUAAAUGAAACAAAAAGAACAAAAAGAAAGAGAAAAGGGAAAGGGAGAAGAAGGAAAAGAAAGAGAUAUAGGUGAUGGGAGGAAGAUACGUUGCCUCGAGAGGGAGGUGAAUACACGACCACGAGAAGAAUGCCUGUAAAUAUGUAAAGCCGUUCACUCCGACGAACAAACAAAACCGAGUGGAGGAAGAGCAAAAAAAAAAAAUGUUGGAAUGGCGCGAAAAAGAGCGAGCAAGAGAGUGCAUGCUUGGCUGCGCGAACGCUGCGUGGAUCCGUGUGUGAAUGAGAAGAAAGGAGAGAGAAAGUGUUGCGAAUGCGUGAGCAAAAUCGAGGGUAGAACGAAGAGAGACGGAGAGUGUACGAGUGGGUAGAAUCGCUAAGGCAUGAGAGAAAUAGGAGAGAGAGAAAAAAGGCGAAACGAAGGAGGAAGGAGAAGAUGUGGAGAAAGGGAAAGAGCGGGAAGGUGAGAGGGCCAAAAAAAAAAGAGAAAAGGAGAGGAUAGACGUAUGGAUGAAAGAGAAGGGUGAGUGAAAAUGUGAAAUGGGAAGAAGAGAGAUUAGGUAGGAUUUACGAGGACGGCGUAUCCCCCCAGAGUGCUGAGCCAUAGCUUUUCGGGGUACGACAAGUUGACGAUGACGAUAGUUGCGCGAGGGGAGGGUACGACUCUUGUAUACUAUAGUAAUAUUUGAAUGUAUAUUUAUACGACAGGUUAUAUUAUUCUAUUAACUAUAAUGAUGAUAUUUUGAAUCGGUUUUAAAAUCAGAUUGGUGCUGAACGUAACACUAGGUAAGCGACACAAAGCAAAAGAAGAAAAAAAAAACGCGAAAGAGGAGGGAACGUGGAAGAAGGCUGAGACACCGUAGAAGUAGCGUAAGUAGGGUAGUCGAUAGAGUAGAGCACGAGAGAGAGAGAGAGAGAGAGAAAGAGAGAGAGAAAGAGGAGUAAAGCUGUGGGGGGAAAAAGAAGAGGAAUAAAAAAGACUUUCGUAGGACCCUCGUGAAGUCCGCUCAUCCGGAACUUAAUAAUAAUAAUAUUAAUAAUAACACUAAUAAUAAUUACUAGUAAUAAUAAUAAUUAUAAUUAUAAUAAUAACGCAAUUAUCAUCACAUCAGCCGGUGAACAGAAGGUAACGAACGGAAAAUAACAAGAACGGAAGUAAAACAGGAAGAAUGUUUCGUGGCAAUACUUAAGAGGAAAACGAUACGAAAUGGGGAGAGAAAUACAUACACGAACACAAAAGGAACACACACAAAAUAUUGAGGAAAUUUCAACGUACUAGAGAAUAGUCUUUUAAAUUUCUAUAUUAAGACGUGUGAUCUCUCUAAUUAUUGUACAUUAUAUAUAUAUAUAUUAUAUAUAUAUUAUAUAUAUAUAUUAUAAUGAUCUAUACCUAUAGAUGACGAGAUGCAUAAGUAUAUGAUUACGAUUAUACGUAUAUUAGGCGUUCUACAGUUAGUCUUUUAUCAUUUAGACACAGAGAUGAUCUGAAGAUGAAUAAUUGUGCGGCCAUAUUCUCUGUGGCCUGUUUGUAGUGCCUCGGAAUUGCUGCUCGCGGCAGUGAUUUGACCGUAUUUUAGGAUGGUAUAUUAAUAAUUAUAUUGAGAACUGCAAUUAUCGAUACUCUGAUACAGUACUAAAGGUGGGAGGAGCAAGAAUAAAGGAAGAUGAGUGGAACCGAAAGGAAAGAGGAGGAAGGGAAAAGAAAAGAGGAGAGAAAAAAGGGAAAAGGGUGAAAGGCGAGAGUUUAAAGGAACAGAAAAGAAAAGAAAAGAAAAGAAAGAAGCGAAUGAAUGAAGUGAUCGUGUCGUCAAGCGUCACGUUAAUCGACUCAUUAAAUUAUUAAAGAUCUACUUAUAUCGCGUUUACAAAAAUAGGUUAGCGAGAAAAGGAAAAAACAAAAAGAAAAAAGACGUGCGGGAGCGCUAGAAAUCGGGAAUUAGAAAUCGACGACGCUGUGAUCGUUCGCUGAUAAUCACUUUUCUUUAUUAUUUUUUUCUAAUAAUAUUAUUAUUAUCCUCGUUGCUCUCUAUUAACUUCUUCCUUAGUUGUUGCGUGCGCGUUAAAAAAGAAAACGAACAAGAACAUAAGGAAAAAGAUCAAAACGAAGGAGUAGGUUCUUCAGAAAACAUGAGGAAUUUUCCGUGAUUCACGAGUAUUAUGAUUGUUACGACAUACUAAAAUUUCACGGGACAGUCGAUCGUGUCGACGUCCCGAUCUUUUUUAGAUUCGCUCGUCCCUCUUCCCUUGUGCGAUUUUAGCGGGACUGAUCUCACGACGUUCCUCAUUUCGCGAUUCAAAUCGCCGAGUUCUCGGGAUGCUUAAAUUCGAUAGAAAAUCGCGUCGUUUGCCGACAUCCUUAUGCCUUCCUGAAAAUCUUAUUAAACUUUCUACAGAUCGUUUCAAAGUUCCGAAAUAUCUUGCGACUGCAACUGAUCGACAUCAUUUAAGAUUUAAACGGAAACCUCUGAUAAUCGUGAAAACUUUCCAGCGUCAACUGCAAAUCUUGUUUCUCUCUUCUCUUUUUUCUUUUUUUUUUUUUAUUCAUCGGUCAUUUAUAUUUUCUUUUUUUUUUCGGUUAAAUUUUCGCUCGUCGAAAAAUACGUGCCGCGCGUGAAAACAAUAAUUCAAUCUUUCCGUUUCGCGACAGAACGACAGGGCGAUUUCGCGUGGACGAGCGAAAUAUUAUUCGCCAGUGAAAUAAUAAUUGGUUUAUUAGGUGUUUGUCGAUCGACGAAUAAAAUGUGACCACACUCCAUCGAAAGAAAAUCGCUCAUUGAAUACGGUCGUUAAACAAUCGUGUCGAACAUCUUAAUUGACGCCGUUCCAAUUUCUCUUUAGGUUUUCGUUUCGUAUAACUCCGAAAUUUGAUUUUUUUUUCUUUUUUCUUUUGCUUAUUAUGUCGUUUCUUACACGAGUGGCGGUUCUGCACGCGACGCGAUUGGAUCAUUAGGUUUCACGUAAAAACUCGAUCGAAUUCUUCAAACGGGAAUCUUUUUUCAACCAUAUUUUUAACGCAUCUUUCGCAUGUUUUUUCUCUAUUUCGUCGAGAACGCGAUAAUAAAAAAGUAAAAAAAUUGUUCGUGCGAAUGGGAUUAAGAUCCUUUCGGGCGUGGCUGACCAUUUAAUUUUUUUUUUUUUUUGUUUUUCGCAGGGCAAAAGAAUAUAUCGUCAGGCCAGGGAAGAUUGUUUUCGAAUAGAAAAAGAUACUCGUUUUAGUAUGUUUGUCGAAACAGAGUUGGAGAUAGAGAAUAGGAAGAGACGAGAAAAGGAAAAAGAGAAAGACGACUAAUUAUUGUAAAAAAAAAAGUGUAGAUACGAACGAAUAUUUUCUUUUUUUGUUUUUUUACCAUCUGUUCUAACUCGUCGUAUUCAAUAUAACGAUAUAUCAUCUCGUAUCUUAUUAUUAUCGCCGUUAAUUAAUUAUUAUUAAGUUUCUAUCGCGAGAGAUUUUUGCAUACGGUGCAGUGGUUGGUAUCGUUCUUUCCUUUCUUUUUCUAAAUAGAGAUUUCCCUUCUCUUUUUUGCUGUCACCCUUCCACACUUUUUGCCGUACUUUUCCUCGUUUUCUUCUUUUUUUUCGCGACCCCCGUCGACUGUACGGAACGUUCUUUGAUCCUCAAUGUCCGACAUUGUUAAGACGUUUCCUUACGUCCUCUUUUUGUAAUACUUUUUUCUUUUUUAUACGGAUUAUUCUUUAUCGAAAUAAUUCCGACUACUAGUGCUUAUGCUUAUUAUCCUCUAAUCUCGCAGUCAAAAAAUCGGCCGUGUGAUAUAUACAUAUAUGUAUUUAUAGCGUGUCGCAGGGACGAAAGAAAUCCGAUUGAUUUUUAACUCUGUUUAAUCCUUUUAUAUAUAUAUUAUAUAUAUAAAAUAUUUUAUACCUUUUCGCGAAUGUACUUUUUUGCAAAAAAAGAAAACGAAGCGCGAUAGCCAGCUGAUCUGGCCCGAGACGACAGGGACGCGUUAUAUUUUUACUUUUAAGUUCCGUGUAUACGUGCCGGUCGCAGAACUCGUUGCGAACUGCUGCGAAACUGGUUCGGGUGGUUGGACGACGUCAGAACCUUGUGUGGUGCCAUUUCGAUCGACGAAACACUCCGACGAGCGUCGUCAGAGCGCGGAUGAAGCAAAGAAACGACGAAAAACAAAAAAAAAACACACAGAAAAAGAAAAAAAAGAGAAGAAGACGUAGAAGAAGAACGAAAAAAACGUAAAAGCAAGAGGAAAAGAAAGAGGGCGGAGGGGAAGUACUGUGAUAUCGAUUCACUAUAGCGAGAUAAAGAGACAAAAUAGAAAAAAAGAAGAGAAUGGAAGACGGAGCGCGGAGAACAAUCAUGAAAGCGUGUAUAUGCACACGAUCGGAUGAUCCACGAGAUGGUAUCGUCGUGCACGAUAAGCGUCGACGUAUACGAUGUUACGAUAAUGUUUAUUUAUAAGCGACUUUUCUAUUCUAAUGUGUACAGUAUGCACGACGAGUAAUCGGGUUCGUGGAUUAUCUGGUCUUUUCUCGCGUGUGUAAGUAUACUACGCGUAGAAUGGCCGACAGUCGGCCGGCUUUUUACCGAAUCGAACCAGAGGAAUCGUGAAACGUUCUUGCUUGCCUCUAUCGCUGGCAAAUAUCGCGGAUAGGGAACGGAUAGAAGAGAAAGAAAACGACGCGCGUCGUCCCGACGUCGAUCGAAUAACUAUUUCGCGAUAGCCGACGUCGUCCGGCCGCUCUUUUGCACCGACCAACUUUGUUAAAUAACUGUUACUGCUGCCUACCGCUACGAUGCAUUUAUUAUUUGUCAUUUUAUUUUUUGUCUUUUAUAUUUAUCACUUGUUGCACGUUUCAUCGAGAGAGGAGAGAGUGUGAGAGAAGAGUAAAUAUAUACGGACGCGAAGAAUGCGAAAGAGAGCGAGGAUGAACAAACAUGGAGAGAAAGAAGAAUCGAAUCGCGGAUACGGGUCGCAACGUUUUCUUCGCGACAGAGAACGCAAACGUUUCACGUCUGUAUACACUAAAUGGGAAGAACAAGGCGAUCUGUGUUUCUCCAAUUUUGUUUUAUCUCCUUUUUUUUUUAUUACUAUUACUAUUGUAAUUUUGUAAUUUUGUCUUACUACGUAUCUUUUUUCUUCUUUUGUUCUCGUCUCUUUGAAAUCUAAUCUCGGUUGUGUGCUUUCAAGACGUAGAGCCGAAGAGAGGCCGCGUUGGGCCGCGUCAUCCCGUGUCGUCCACUGAAUGCUCAACAUAGAUUAGGUUAUAAGCUUUAUAUAUUAUUACCUAUAUAACGAUUAAUGUAAAUUAUUGUUUUUUCUCUCCCUUUAUAAGACUCAGGGCUCACGACCCCGCAGACGGGGCCAAGCCUCGCGACAGGAUGACGCGACCUGGAACACCUCUCUUUCCUCUUUUAAUUCCUCUCUAGUUUUUACGCAGAUAACUCGUAUACUUCUGUUCGCGUUCGUUUUGUUUUUCACUUUUCUUUUUUUUUUUUUUAUAUAUCUAGAGAGAGAACGAGACACACCUUUACACGAAAUCUCGGUUUUAUAUGUACUAUUAAUUUAUAACCGGCGUACCAGCGAUUAAAUUUUUUUUUUUUUUCGUUGCACAAAGACUAUCACCAAUGCCACCACGACCACCACACACCCACUUCGACACACGAGAUCUCGCUUUCAAAAUUUAGCUUUAAAAUUUUCGAUGCGGACGCUGAUGCAGGUGCAAUACAUUACGGAUGUGCAUAUGUACACUUAGGAUCGUGCCGCGGUGCGUUGAAAACUAUGCGAGUUUUGCUUGAAAAAUAGUCGCUCACAUUCUAGCGAAAGAAAACAAAAAAAAAGGAAAGAAAAGAAAGAAAGAAGAGGAAAAACCGAAUGGGAAAAAAACAUGAAAGAAAAUGUCGGGAAAAAAAUUGGUCGCGAAAUCGCAAGCGGAAGACGCGUUACGCGUUACCCGUUUUUCCGCGUCGAUGUCCUUUUGUCUCGAAUGUUUCCGUGUAAUUGAAAGCUGGUUCGCGUUAACGUUACUUGUUCACGCGUAAUUCUCCACGUUUCGUAAGCUCGUUUGAACACGCGUGCUACUCCGUUUCGACGUGUCGUAACGCGGAAAGGAACGACAGACGCACGGCGAGACGAAAGAAAUUCGUUUCUCUUUGUUCCCUCGUUUGAGCCUUUUUAUUAUUAUUAUUAUUAUUAUUAUUAUUAUUAUUAUUAUUAUUAUUAUUAUUAUUAUUAUUAUUGUUAUUAUUAUUAUUACUCCUAUUAUGGAAGUUCGUUUCAACGCACGUUUUUUUUCCAUUUUGCUUCCAUCGUUCACAGGACAGUGAUCAAUUUUCUCGCGUGUACUUAGUGUUUCAACGCACGCGUAGCUCGCGUCUUAUUUAUAUAUAAAUAUAUAUAUAGAUUUUUAUAUGUAUACACGAACUCGCACGAUCGUAAAUGUAAAGAGUUUUAAAAACGUUAAAAAAAGAAAAAAAAAAGGAAAAAAAAAAAGGAUUACGGAGGAAGAAUCAAAUCACCGAAGUGUGCGCUUGGCGCCGGUGAUGCAUAUAUAUAUAAAUAUAUAUAUAUUAUACCGUUUUAUUUACGAUUUUAUAAUAUUUACACGAGAGCAGCGAACCACUGAGCCAAGACUGACCUCUUUGUGUUUCUCCUUAAUUCGUGCGCAAAAUGUUUCAUUUUAUUCGACAUGUGUUUUUAUCAAUUUUUUUUUUCUUUUUUUUUCUUCAAGACGACUACUUUAGCUCGAAAUUCUUGUGUUGUUGCAUUUUCUACCGUGUUGUAUUUUCUCUGUUCGAUCUCUCUGCGGUCACGGAUGGAAGAUUCGACGCUCGAUCAAACCGCCCACUUUGUUUUGUAUGAACGCACUGUGACGAGAGAGCGACGCACAGAGGAACAGAGAAAUAGAAAAAAAAAUAAUGGAACAACUUUCCUUAUAUUAAAAAAAAAAAGGAAAAAGACGAAAAAAAAUGCAAAAAAAACAUACGAAAAACAAAAAACUCCUCGCAAGAUCACAAUAAAUUUUUGAAUAAAAUCUAUUUUUUCUUAUGUACUCUCUUCAUUACGCUCUUCUUUUUCUCUGCUUUACAUUUUAUUUUACGUUUCUUUUCAUUUCCAAGCAUCUUGCAGCGCUUCUAUGCAACAUGGGCCACGUGAACGACAUCGCAAAUUUCAUUUUCCAUCCCUGCCCUCUAUGAUUUCUUUGUGUUUUCCUCUCCCCUUCGGUCGAGUCUAGGUCUAGUUCUCGUUGCUGUUCGGAUCACAUGCAAAGUUAUGCCGAGAAGCCAGGUUCCUAAUAAUAAUUUAAGGAGUGGGAAGAGCAAAAGAAUUCCAUUCCACUUAUUGUAUAUACUCGUAUAAAAAUAUAGUCGGUCACAAAAGUCUAGAUACGUCCCUUAGAUCUAAAAUAUCAGAACAAAGACGUUAGCCGUAGCAAAAUUUCUCGUCAAAUUUUGUAUUCGUUCAGCUUGGGCAGAUAUUUAAAAAAAAAAAAAAUAAUCCGAAUUAUUACGCUUAUUAAAAGGAAAAAGUGUACGUAUACCAGAUAUAAUUUCGCAAAAUGAUCAAAAAAGUAGCCUUAAUUAUGUUAAUACAUAUCUUGUACGUUCCCCGUGGGUAUCAAUAAUCGCUUCCAAUCUUCUUGGCAUUGAUCGAAUUAAAGGUUGUGCAAUUUCUCGUGCAAUUUCUUGUUUCAAGAAUUUUGUAUAAUAAUUUCUUCUGGUAAUACGUUAAUAGCGAGCAAAUUCGAAGUAACUCUGUAUCGAUACGUAAACGUGGACGUGUUUUAAUUUCCUUCCAUCACUCGAAUACACGAAUUUCGUUGAACGUACGUAGACUUUUGUGAUUGAGUGUAUAUUUUGUGACUGACGAAUGUCUCGGUGGCGCGGGCCCGAUUCACCUCGAACUCCGUCAGCUUCCAAAGAUACCGAUCAGAAUUCCUGUUCAGAUUCGAUACUCUCUCGCUCUUUGUAUCUCCUUCUUCAUACUCUUUCUCUGUCCCCAGUCUGUCGGUUCCAUUCCCUCGCCGCUCUAAUCCUCUACCAGGCCCGAUGAUGCAUCGUACGCCAUUCGACUCGUAAUUAAUCGAACGCCCGACCGAGCGUUCAAGAGCGUGAAUCAGGCUUCGCCAUAUAGUUAUAUACAUCGAGUAUUCUGUGCUCUGUAUUUUCAUCGUUUUCUCAAUUGUUACUGAUAUUCCCUCUUACUUUCCUUCUUUUCUUUCUUUUUUUUUUCUUUCUACACGAUAAAACUUAGGAAGUAGAACCUAGAGGCGUUGACAGAGAAGGAGAGACAAGCCCUUCUUGAUGAUUUUCAGAGUCGCUUACAGCUCACCGGUUCUUGGCUAGAGCUUUUGUCUCUCGCGAGAGGAAUACAAGGAAAGGAACAAUCAGUUGCGAAUAUAAUGAAAGAGAUCUCAAUAGACGGUGUCGAACCACUCGCGUUACUUUCUUUGUUUUCUCAGCCUGUGUUUCUUUCGGCUUGCACCGUUGUUUUUUCUUUCUUUAAUACCCAGACACACCAACUCGUUGUAAUCUCUGUACCUUAGUUUUUCGAUUUUAUUAAGUUUAUUCCAUAGAGAUUCGCUACGACGACGAACAAAGAGGAACGCAAAUAUAAUCCAGAGGGAAAUAAGGGGCCCAUCGACGCGCCGAAAUUAAUUUCGUCGUUAACCAAUCCUCUAACAACCUAUACUAAUUGUAAAAAAAUUGUAAAACGACCAAGAUUUACUGUUCUCGUCUAUCAGCUGACUUAUCAUUAUACCGUCGCUAUUGCAUUCGCAAUAAUCGGCUGUUUUUAAUCGCAUUUACUUGUCUUUUAUCACUGGCUUUCUCUUCGAUUUUCGAGGCAAUCCAUUACUAUCGCCAUUAUUGUUAUUACUAGUGCGCGAAUCGGCGUCGAAUAUCAAUUCACCGGUGGAAUAAAUUCGGCCCGUCGUAAAUCCCGGGUGGAACGAGCGGCUCGAAAACACAGUUCCAUCGCGGUGCAACCAGUUUUGCACGGCCACGUCAGAACGGCCACUUGUCAGAACGCGGGGUUCGCGGUCUUGAUUUGGAUUAUUUGCGCGGCGCGCGCACGCACACACGUUGCAAGCGACUAAGGCUAAUACGGUCUACCGUGUGUAAGUACACGUGGACGCGAAAGAAGACGCUAAACUCCAUUACGCGGAAUUGUACAUUAAAAUCUCUUGGCCAUGCGGGCGCAGAAGCCAUUUGCUUUCAUCGAGACCGAGUGGGCCGCAGCGGUUCUCCGGUCGAAACGCGGAAAAACGACACGGGCGAGCGUUAACAUCUCGUUCCCAUCGUGGAAAGUUCGCCGGGUUCGCUGCAAGUGUAUUGGAAAAACGAAAUCGAAGGUGGAUAACGUUUGAUGCGGUUUCAGAGCUUCGAGUAUACUCGCUCCAAGAGUAGAAGAUACGAAGUCGGUUUAGAGAGGUCGGAUUUUCUUUGAGAAAAUUAAUUGCGCAUGUGGGAUGCCACUUGAAUUUGUUCAAAGUUGGAUAAUUUCAUUCGUUCGGAGUAUAACACGAGAUCUUCGGUGUACUUUUGACUCGAUAAAAUGAGAAUCGUUAAUAUGGAAAUCUCCACUUUUCCAGUGAAAAAGUUGCCUUCCCUUUUUGGUUUUUGACUAAAUUACAUUAAGAUGACGAACGGUGAUGCAACAAAUGAUUAUACUCCGAGCUUGAUACGUCGUUUCUGAAUUGAUCUACGACAAUUAUGCUACAUGCGGAUUAUGCUACGUUCGAUUAUAAAUUCCUUCCUGUACGCUCAUAAUAUUGAGACGAUAGAUUCUUGAACUCGCGAGUAGCCAGACUGAUCAUACCGAUCGAAUAUCGAUCAUAACUGAAGUACGAUUAAUUCGCCUACUUGGAGACCAAGUUUCAUACAGAGAGGCCUCGUUUCUCGUUUCCAACUCAUUCUUUCAGGGAACCUCUCUAUUCCAUGAAACCAUCUAUUCCCCUGAAAAGGUCCGUUUGAAAUUCCUGAGAGGGCAGGCUGAAUUAAAAUUCGUACAGAAAACGGUUCGAAAAGAGGGGAACAAACUCCGCCGACGAAAUUCGAUCGAUGACCAUCGAAUGACUGGAAAGAAACACGGCUACGAGCCGGCCCAACAAAGCGAUGUCGGAAUACAGUGCCGAUCGAUCGAAAAGUUCGAGCGAUUCACAAACGCGCGCUCACGAGGCCGGGCAUAACGAGUUUGAGAAACUCUGCCGUCUGCGAGGAGGUGCGCGACUGCACUUGACUUUCCAACUUCACGACCGGCGCACGGCUACAAAAGCGAGUCUUUCCCGUCUGCGCCAAGUCUGCGCGAUUCUGUUACGCCGCGAGAAACGGAUGAAAAUCGAAAUGGCUCGAAGGUAUCGUGGAAUGGCAUGGAAUACCUGGUCGCGAAACAUGUAGCGAAAAAUUCCCAAGGAUUAAGAAACACACGGGGACCGAAUCUUCCUCUUCAAAUAUGAAAGAAAGAAAGAGAGAGAGAGAGAGAAAUGCCGUCUUUGUAUCUUCCAAAUCGAACACUGUUUCUCUUUUUGCAUCGUCUGUGUUUCAGGAGCGAUUCUAUCCUGGCGAACACCUGUUACGAAGAAAUUGCGGUGGAUUUGUCGGUCAGCAGGAGCGUUCUCUUUCGUAAAGGGGCAAAAAGAGGUACGGCUACUUGAUCGGAGAAAGGGAAUGGUUAAAUCGUAAGUUACGAUACUGCGGAUGGUUUAAAUCGUUUCGGUCGUUGCAUCUCGCUGCCAACGAUUUACUGGUAGUGGUAAUUAAAGUUUUAAAAAAGAAAGAACGGGAGUAAAGAAAGACAGAAAGGAGGAAAAGGAGAAGAAACGCGCAGAGUUUAAGGGUGACGAGAUAUGAUUUAAAGACGAUCGACUGGUGACACCGUAUAUCGACCUCCGACACACAAGGCUAUGGGUAUAAAAUCAGCGAACGAUAAGAGAGCGAUUCGAGGCGGGCUGCUAGUCGGCCAGAGCGAUGCGUUAAUGUUGUUAUUGCCAAAAAUGACGAGGAACGAGUUUACGCGGCUCACCGAUCGCCGUACCAUCUUAACCAGCCGUACACCGAAUCCGGUUAGACCGGUUCGGCGAGACGUUAGAUUUUCGCGUGAUCGCACUUUCGGUUUCUGAAUAUUGUGUCCUUGAAUGGAGUCCUGCUCGUCGGGGCCCCGGUGUGGCCGGCAAGGUGAUGCAAGAAUGAGUGCAGCGAAAUUCAUGAGAAGAAAAAAAUCGAGCGGAAAAAAGGAGGAGAAAACGAGAGAAAAAGAAGAAGCGAAGAAAUGAAAAAAAAAGAGGGAAGACGAGAAAAGAAAGAAACGAAAGAAAUGUCGAAGGAAGAGAGGAAAGAGAAGUAGCACCGUAUAUCGGACCGGUAAUUACGGGCCUUUACCGAUGUUUCGAUCGGAUUUCAUUGCUGGCCUGUCCCCCUUCGACGAUUACAUCGUGCCACACGGCUUCGUUUCGCCGAUCCAAAUUUCGAUACCGAGGAUUAUGCCGCGAUCGAUACGAUUUUAAUUAAACGGUCGAUAUUUAUCGCGUUAAUCGACCGACCCGAACAUAGAUCAUUCGAUCGAUGGUUUAUAACGAUCCUUCAACACGUGGAAUUUAAUUAGCAAACGGAUAACGAAUUUUCGACGGGAAAAUCAUGGUCACGCGUUCGGUCACUUCUUUCUGAAUCGGUGAACGCCGGUCUUUCUGUUCUCUCUAAUCGAUGUAUGAUUUAUUCGCGUCAUAUCGGGGAACCGGUUCUACCGAACAAACUGCUCGCUUCGAAAAAGGAAUCUAUUUACAGCGAUACAUCGUCAACGUUAAUAAAAAUGUCGUUUAAUUCUGCUACCAGUGCUCGAAUUUCUUAAGCAGAAAGGAAGAGCAUGAAAUAACUUUUCCCUUUGUUCAUAGCUAUAGAUCGAUUAUACAUAGAUUAUGGAUCUAAUCCGUGAGAAUACCGAGUCUCACGCUCGUUGCAAAAACUCUACCUCUGCUGGUUCUCUAGUUCUACUCGUGACAAACGUUCGUUUAGACUUUAAAACUUCGGCUCCGAAUCUUCCGGCUGAAAAUUAUUAAUACAAAUAGCAUAUAUACUAGAUGCCUAAACAGCUACUAAAGAGAUCACAAGGUUAGGGGUUAAAAUCCUUACACUCGCGUUUCGAUUAUCCUCGAAAGAAAUAAAAAGUCACGAACGAUCGAAAGAGAGGAGGUCGGUCGCAGCCGUGGUCUCACGCGGAUCGACCGUAUCACAGCCGAAUUAAUCCAUAGGUUUCGAAAUAGACGCGCAACGAGGCUGGCCAGGACUCGGUGCAAAACGUACGGCGAAGGAUGGGAGCGGGCGAGAGGCAUUGGUAUACGGCGCGAAGAAUGAUGGAUCGUCAUGCAUGCCCGAAAACCCGUCGGGACUCCACGCGGAUGAAGAAUGUUGCCCGGGGAAGAGAAGAAUCCAGCCGACGAGCGAGGCAACUCUCUCGCAACGAUAUCGGCAAUCGAAAAGCGGAUUGAUCGAGCAAACGAACACACAGCGUACUUUAUUUUUUUCUUCGCGAACGUCGCUCGAUUCCACGAUCUUGAUCGAUGGACGUGUCUCUCGUGGCAGAAACUCGACUUCUCCUCUUCCAAUUUGACUCUGACAUCAUCGAGAUUUAAACGUUCGAUCGUUGCACCGUCGCGAGCCAUUCGCGCGUCUUUCUAAUAAGCGUCGCGAUAACGAGAUGCCAUCGGGAGAGGUGCGCGCGCGCGAUAGCGCGAACUCUGUGAACCCUCGAGUCUGGAGAAUGGCCGAAAAACGGCGUAGAACGAGAAAAAGGAAGGCUCACGGGGCUCCCGACGAACGCGCUUACGCGCCGCUUCACGUGGGAGACCGACGCGACGACGACGACGAAUAUAGAGAGAAUCAUCCGUGAAACAGCAGCAACGGCAGCAGCGGCAGUGGUCCGCAGAAGAGAAAGAGGAUAGAACGAAUCGAGUACGAAGAAGAGCAGAGGAUGGCUGAUACGAGUAUGUACGGAACAAGGAGCCUCUACCGAGAAGGAGUGACGAGGAGAGAAGUGCGUGAUAAAUAUACGAAUCGGUCCGAGUGCAACGGAGAGGACGAUUAACCGGGAGGAAGAGGCGCGAGAACCGCGACAGAAACAACAAAAAGGGCUGCACAAAGAGAGAGUGAGAGAGUGAGAGAGAGAGAGAGAGAGAGAGAGGGAGAAAGGCUCGUCUGUCCUCUUCCAUCCGCGAAGAAACAGAAACGAAGCUGAAAACGGUGGAGCAGAGUGAGCAUCGGAGAAAAAAUCGCACGAUAAACACGGCACACCGGAGAGAGAGUCGAUAAUCGCGGAGAGGGACGAGACAAGAUUCACCGGGAGAAAGACUCUCUAGCGAUGAGACGGGGAGAGAAGGGAGAAGAGAAAGAGAAGAACGGGGCCCAUAAAGGAGAGACGAGGAAGGAGAAUCCGCAGAUGGAGAGGCAACAGAGAGGAGGGUCUCUCUCGCUGGGUCUCCCCGACUCAUAACUGGUUAACUUGGUGGGGGAACGCCCUUGACUCGGACUCUUGGUUGGCGGGGGAGUGGGACCAUGGUGCGGCCUUGAGUCGGCCCGUCUCGUUCUUCGACAGCGUUUCUCAAUCUCGCAGUCUCGUCGGGGGUCUGGCGACUCCGUGACGUUGCGCUCAGGCGGCCGAGAAAACUUGUAAUCGACGCGUGAGAGAGAAAGAGAGUGGAAUACUCUAUGGAUCGGAGUUGGAGGGAAAAAGAGAAAGAGAAAGAGACCCCUUGGCACACCGUCGUCGUCGGCUGGUAGGGCGCGGGUCAGGUGGCCGACAUUGUUUUCGUGACAUUCCUAUGCUAUUCGUGUUUUCGCGGUCACGUCGCUUCCCUCUCUCUCUUCCUCUCGUCUGGCUCGUCUCCGUCUUCUGGUAGACGACCACGACGAGAGAUGCAGAUCGAUCAUGCACACCAAGAUCUCUCUGUUUUCCAGCGACUCCGUGACUCACCGGGGACGAUCUAACCCUGCGACUCGCGCGGACAACUUACACAAAUAUACGUGUACACGGAUCAACGUACACCGUCGCUAAUGUAUACAAUAACACCGAAAAAUUCAACGUUUCUAGGUAAUGGCCGAGUAUAGUAGAAAAUUAGAGCAAUUUACGAACGACCGAAUCGUUUGAACGUUGACAAAUAAAAAAGAAAACGAAUGUGAAUAAAGUUUAGGACGAAGCAUGGGAGAGAAGUUGUCCGGCACACGGAAAGCUAAUCAUCCGCAGAUCGCCAGUCACGCGGGCCUCUCGAAACGAGUCGACGGGCUUAAAGAAGGGUUCAAGGUUCGUGAACUUGCCACGACGAUCGUCGCGACGGCUCUUACGAGCGGCCGGCCCUCAGGAGAGUAACGAGAAACUUUGCGGUGUACACGUAUAGCCGCUUCUGCCGGUCCGUGUGGUCACGUGAGUAAAAUUCCUUUUCGACGCAACGAAGAAGUCCAGGCUCGAAGGAUGUUCGUACGAGAACCGCGGAGAAAAAACAUUCCGAUGCGCUGAUUGCAUCUACCGUCACGCUGAACCGGUGCAUCAACCGGCGGAGGUGUUAAUCGGGUUACGAGUCUCCUUGAGAGCCCAACCAGAGAGGAACUGCGUCACGUUCGGACCAGACCAAGCCACCCAAUAUCCCGGAUGGAUAUUUUAUCGGAAUUUAUGGAAACGUAAAUGUCGAAAAAUUACUUCGUAAGAAGGAAAGCCAUGAUUUCCAUUAUCGUCGAUUAAUCUGGACCAAUGAAGCAAUUACGAUAAUCAUAGCCUUAGGAAAGAAAUCUCUUUAUUUUUUCUUCGUGCUCGUCAUCUUCCUUUCGUUUUUUCUUUCGCCGAAAGGGGAUGCAUUCAAUUAUAAUGAACAGCAACUGGGUCGAACGCGAUCAUGCUCGAGGAGAAACGGUUUUUCGCUUUCGCGGUCCCGAUUGCAAUCCCUGUCAUUUCGCGUGAUUAUCGCUGGAAAUGCGAGGGUACUUGCCAGCCCGGUAGAGACAGAUACGAUCGUGCAUCAAGCCGCGAAACGUGCUCGCGAGCAUGCCGGUUCUACGUUGAUCGAAGAGUGCGCAGCCGGUUAUUAUCGCGCUUGUGGAUGCUGGCCCGUAUUCGUUUGCUUUUUCGAUGCAGCGUGCCGCGCGCCGAUCGCCUUAAACGCGUCUUCUAGCAUACACGGGCCGGGCUAAUGUCCCGUGGUCUCGAGGUAGUCGUUCAUCGUCGUAGGCUGCCGAGGAUGUAGCCAAAGCGUACGGCCGAGCCACUUAAUUACAGUCAUCAGCUGGUAGCACGGG